GGGCCCGAGCGCCGGGACGCGGACGGCCGGCCCGACGCGGAGGGCCCGGGCGCCCAGCUCCCGCGGCGGCCCUCGAGGGACUCCGCCGAGUCCGAGGGCGAGGAGGACGAGGAGCCCGCGAGCCCGCUGAGCCCGCUGAGCCCGCGGCGCCAGCGGCAGCCCCGGCCGCGCACCCAGAAGCCCGCCGCGCGCCCGUGCGCCCGUCGCGCGGCGGGGCGGCUCGUCGCGGGCGGGGGCUGCCGCGCGGCCGUCGGCCACCUCGGGCACGGGGUGCUCUCGUGGGCGGUCCUUGCCAUGACGCUGGGCGUCCUCCUGGUCGUGGCCGCGACGGGCGGCCGCGGGAUCCAGACCCAGUGCGUGCUCUCGGAGCGACGGGUGCCCAGGGCGAGUCAUCUGAGUCCAGAGGAUGUCGCCAUGUACACACGCUGGGAGGUCUCGCUCCACCUCGUCGGCGUCCUGGUGACUGCGCCGGUGGCCUUCUUGCUGCGCCGGAUCUUGACAACCUCGCACCUGCGCCGCGUCUCGGAGUACGCGCUGCUCCAGUGGCUCCAGCAGUGGACAGGGCUCGUCGCCUAUUGGAUGCAGUGCGCGGGUGGUUACGAAGGCCUGGACCUGCUGCGCUUGGCCAACAGGUGGAUCUAUAAUCUCAGCAUCAUUGCCUCCUUCGGCUAUUUCUGGUGGAUUCUCCGGCUCCAGUUGCUGAUGCUCGAACACAGUUCGUUCAUCCCCAUGCGUGCUCACUGGUUGUGGCGAAUGAUCAUGGCCACCAUGCUUGUUGGACUUUAUGUGGCAGCAACGUUUACGAUGACGGAUAGCUCUCUGGGGGCCAAAGGGAGUCCCAUCCGAGUGACAACAGGGCUGGCGAUGUGGCUGGUCCAGCUCCUCAUGGCGUCAGCGCUGCUUGUCUUCUUGCACGGCUUGUGGCGGAUUGCCAGUCUGACCCAGGAGGCGCGAAACCACACCGUGGCCGUCGGCAUGCAGGACGAGGAGGGCCAGAAUGCCCCCAGGUCCCUGCGCUUCCAGAUGUUCGGCUCGGCCGUGUGCGUCCUGAGCACCAGCCUGAGCCUGCUCGGGAAGUACUGGGCCACGGACCUCCUCUGGCCGAUCCCCGCGCCGAGCGACCGCAUAAGGACGCCGCAGUUCCUGAUCGCCUCCUUCCUUAGCCUGGCGCUGUUCGACGUGAUUGCCAACACCACCCCGAGCCUGGCGCUGAGCGGGGUCUUCUUCGGCGCUCUGAGCGGAGGCCGCCAGUGCGUCCACGCCGAGCAGGUGCGCCGCGCGACCUGGCGGCGCUCUUCCGAGCGGUGGGUCCCGCACCCGGAGCCGCGCUGGCAGGCGAAGGUCGGACGCGGCGACAUGGGGGGGGGCUCAGCCUGCAGGCGCUGGUGGACUUCUACCGCAGACUCGGGGGCGACGCCAUGCGCCACUUCGACCCGCGGAGACACACCACGGAGGACGUUGUCCGUGGGGCGAUCAUCCCGCUGA
Molecule: messenger RNA, 1485 nt
Organism: Prorocentrum cordatum
Lineage: Eukaryota; Dinophyceae; Prorocentrales; Prorocentraceae
Source: the annotation of a GenBank genome assembly